This is a messenger RNA of Rhopilema esculentum, 3123 nucleotides long. Its product is annotated as DNA (cytosine-5)-methyltransferase 3B. Gene Ontology annotation, cellular component: nucleus. NCBI's taxonomy places the organism in Eukaryota, Metazoa, Cnidaria, Scyphozoa, Rhizostomeae, Rhizostomatidae. The record is from RefSeq and is a predicted model, not a curated record. Gene Ontology annotation, molecular function: methyltransferase activity.
UAGACUGGUCCAUGUGCUCUGUGGCUUGGGUCUUUACUUGCUGCAUGGGGAUUAGGGCAGAAGUUGAGGCUUGUCUUGCAAUUUGGAGAUAACCAUUUUCUAAAAGAAAUAAACAUCUACCACAAUGUCCCAGAUCGAAAUGAAACGUUCUGCUUAUGAAGAAUGGACAGCUCUACAGGACAGUGCAAAAGACCCAACUAACUGGAUGUGGGUUCCCCGACGAAAAUGCACCGUGGAGAAGAACACGCCCGAUGCCAACCACUCAACUCAGCCGAAAGACUCGAUUUCUUCCGAACUUUAUAGAAAAGGGAAAAAGCACAACAUAGUUCAAAAGGAACAGAGAACGGGUUCUGAUGUUGAAGCCCCAUGCAAACGUAGAUUAGAAUUCGGCAACAACGAGACAAACUUGCCGGAAGAAGAUCUGCCAAGUAAGAAGUCGAAAGAUGAGAGCCCAGAUGAUGUUGAUGCUAAAAGUGAGAACAAACUGGAGAACAUUUCAGAAACAGGAGAACAAACUGUAGCUGAAACUGACGGUGACAGCGCAUCUCCAAUCAGCAGCAAAAAUGGUGAUGGGUUGGAGCAAACUCCGGAACCAGCAACGAGCAUCUUGCCUUCAACUGGUCCAGGGGUACUGGAAAAUCUGAAGUCAGAACAAGAAGAAGACAAGUCCAGCCAAUUCACCGUGAAGGACAUGGUCUUUGGAAAGCUGAAGGGUUAUGACUGGUGGCCUGGACUUAUAAUAACAUAUCGUGAAGCCAUGCAAAGACCUCCAUUGGAAAACUGUUUUUGGGUCAGAUGGUUUGGUGAUCAUAAAGUAUCUGAGGUCCUUAGUUCGAAUUUGACUCAGUUUUUCAACUUUAAAGACCGGUUCACUCCAAACAGAAUGAGAGGGAUUUAUAAGAAAGGGAUAAGAGAGGCUCUUGAGCUUGCUGCAAAGAGAUCUUCAAAAAUUGGCUUGCCAGUAGGAGGGACAAAGGAAGCAGAAGACGAGCGGCUAGACACUUUAAUUCAGUGGGCGAAUGAAUCAUUUGCUCCUCUAGGAAUCGAAGGCCUGACACCAAAAUAUGUUGAAGAGGACGAUGUUUCUUCAUCCGAAGAUGAAGUUGAGAGUGACAAAGCUGAGAAACCAAAGUUAGAUCAUCAUAAAGAACACCCCGUGAAAUUUUACAGAAAUGACAACAAAGAUAGAUUUGGGAAACCAAUGUCCAAUCCUAUUUUAGCUGAAGACGUCAAAGCUCUUUUUAACGAGGUCCUUGAUGGCAAGCGGAGCAUCGAAAGUCUCUGCCUGGCUUGUGGAGACACAAAGAUUUCCAUACAGCAUCCGCUGUUUGACGGGGGCCUUUGUGCUGAGUGUCAGGAAGCCUUUGUAGAGGGUUCUUAUCUAUUUGACGAAGAUGGAUCUCAGAUGUAUUGCAGCAUCUGUAGCGAUGGGAAGGAGGUUUUGAUGUGUGACUCACCAGGAUGCUGCAGAUCAUACUGUGGGGUCUGCAUAGAUAUGCUUUGUGGAGUAGGCACGACUGUGAAGAUUUCUUCGCAAGAAAAUUGGGUGUGUUUCAUGUGCUCUGGGGAGACGAUCCGUCUGUUGAAGCGAAGAGAAAACUGGCAAGAGCGUCUCAGAGAGAUUUUCCUUACUGACGAGGAGGAUGAAUAUCCACCUCUUAGUUGUGUACCUGUGAUACCAUUGAAAGAACGACAACCACUAAGAGUUUUGGCAUUAUUUGACGGUUUAGCAUCAGGAUUGGUAGCAAUGAACCAUCUUGAUCUGGAAAUUGAAAUCUACUAUGCUUCAGAAAUCGACUACAACGCCAAUACGGUAACCAAAGUAAAGCAUUGCGGAAACAUAAAGCAGCUAGGAGAUGUUAAACUUAUAACUGAGAAAACAAUAGAGGAUAUAGGCCCAUUUGAUCUUGUCCUGGGUGGUAGUCCUUGCAAUGAUCUUUCUAUUGCCAAUCCAGCAAGAAAAGGAAUUUAUGAGGGUACUGGCCGCUUGUUCUUUGAGUUCUUUCGCAUCCUCAUGUACUGUAGACCCCCAGCAGGCUCUAAAAGGCCAUUCUUCUGGUUGUUUGAAAACGUGGUUGGCAUGCGUCAUGAAGACAGAAAGGUCAUUUCAAGAUUUUUGCAGUGCAACCCAGUCAUGAUUGAUGCCAAGGAUGUGUCUGCCCAACACAGGGCAAGGUAUUAUUGGGGCAACAUACCUGGCAUGAAAAGGCCUGCAUACCCACUUCCUGGUGAUAAGCUUGAACUUCAAGAAUGCUUGGAGCCAAACAGUGGUCGCCAAGCAAGAUUUAACAAAGUUCGCACAAUAACUACAAAGUCAAACAGUCUUAAACAAACAAAAGAAGCAGUUAUGCCUGUGGAGGAAAUGAAGGAUGAUGGAAGCUCGAAGGAAGAUGUCCUCUGGUGCACUGAAGUUGAAAGGCUGUUUGGUUUCCCAGAACAUUACACCGAUGUUGCAAAUAUGGGCAGAUGCCACAGGCAAAAACUUCUGGGCAGUGCUUGGAGCAUUCCUGUUCUCCGUCACAUCUUUGCACCCUUGAAAGAUUAUUUCAAAUGUUCCAGGAUGCAGAAGUAGAUUAUUAUAGGUGAAUCUUUUAAACCGAAUAGGCUAUAACUACAGUGUUUUAUUGGUUUUAAUCAAUCUUAGGUAUGACCAUUUCAAACUAUCUAUUAAUUGAAGGUUUUUGGUAGAAUUCCUAGACAAGAAAAAUUGAUAAUCACUGUUUUUAGACACCAUAUUUCUCUAAAAGAUUUAUAGUUUAGUACAUCCAGUUUUAGAUCUGAGCAAAGUGCCAUUUAUAAAGCAUCAAUUGGCAUAUAGAUGUAGGUGUUGCUUUGCAGGUUUCAUCCAACAACAGGUUUCAUCUAAGCAAUUUAGAGAAAGUUUUAGGUUCUUUUUAGUUUUUAUUCUGAUUUUAAAAGAUUGAAAUAAACUAUUUUUAUAAGCUUUUGCUAAUUAUGUUGAUCACUGAGGUCAUUGUUUUUUAAACUGAGAAUAAAUUGUAAAACUUUUUAAACAAACUGUUCAAAUAAAGAGACUUUUUCUAAGAUUGUUUUUAGAAACCUUUUUAAAUAAUUUUUGAUAUUUAUAUUUUUUAUGAAAAGUAUUUUACAAAGAUUUAUAAA